Molecule: messenger RNA, 1524 nt
Organism: Telopea speciosissima
Lineage: Eukaryota; Viridiplantae; Streptophyta; Magnoliopsida; Proteales; Proteaceae
Product: cyanidin 3-O-galactoside 2''-O-xylosyltransferase FGGT1-like
Exons: 1
Coding region: 1-1524 (507 amino acids)
Molecular function (GO): UDP-glycosyltransferase activity
Source: RefSeq, a predicted model, not a curated record
AUGGAGAGCCCAACACUCUCCCCAUCCAUUGCUCCUCCUGUGCGUGCUUGCUUUGCCACUACUGCGGCUUCCAGCCACCCUCGAUCAUCACGAUUCACGAUGGCCACAAUAUUGAAAUCCAACGCUACAGAAGAACGCAAGGCUAUCCAUGUAGCCAUGUUCCCUUGGCUUCCUUUUGGCCAUGUUAAUCCCUUCAUCCAACUCUCUAAUCACUUAGCUUUCCAUGAUGGCUUCAAAGUUUCCUUCUUGGCCACUCGUGAUAACAUUCCCAAGAUCCAACCCUUGCUCCGGUUUCCCGAUCAAAUUGGGUUAGUCCCCCUUGAUGUACCACCACCGACUCAGAUCCCAACCAGUAAUGUUGACUCGGAGAAUUUGAACCCUGACUCGCCAAUCUUCAAGCUGACUCAGCUCCUAAUUGCCACCGAUUCUUUACAAGCCCAGGUGGAAACAGCUCUGAGUCAACUCAAACCUGACAUUAUCGUCUACGAGUUCGUCCACUACAUCCCUUCCAUGGCUCAUGCCCUUGGAAUAAAAGCUGUUUUCUACUGCGUCACAAGCGCCACCGCCAUCGCCUACCAUCUUGUCCCCGCAUGCUCUACCCACCAAGACCUCACCCGACCACCACCCGGGUUCCCACCCACCGGAGUAACCCUUCGAGCCCACGAAGCCCAACAGCUUCUUUUCGCUUUCGUGGCACCGGAGGAGGGAAUACCAUCACUCCAUCAACGAGUAGUCAUGGCCAUGAAGGAAGCAGACAUGAUCGUUCUGAAAACCUGCGGAGAGAUGGAGAGCAAAUACUGUGAUUACAUAUCAGAACAAUACAAGAAGCCAGUAGUGAUGGCCGGUCCAAGUUUGAACGAACCACAAACCGACACGUUAGAUGAGCGUUGGGUCAAAUGGCUCGACCGGUUUCCGGUUGGUUCGGUGUUGUAUUGCUCAUUUGGCAGCGAUGGUAUUCUGAGCAAGGAGGAGUUAAGGGAGUUGCUUCUUGGGUUGGAGGAUUCAGGGGUGCCGUUCAUGGCGGUUCUUAAGUACCCGAAGGGUUUGACGCAAGAGGAAGCUUUGCCGGAGGGGUUGGAAGAGAGGGUAAAAGAGAGAGGGUUGAUACAUAGCGGAUGGGUUCAGCAAGAGUUGAUAUUGGAGCAUAAGGGGGUGGGAGGGUACCUAUGCCAUGCGGGUUUCGGAUCAGUGGUGGAGGCGGUGGCGAACGAGUGUCAGUUGGUGUUGUUGCCACAGAAGGGAGAUCAGUUUUUGAAUGCGAGGUUGAUGAGUAGAGAUCUUAAGGUUGGGGUGGAGGUGGAAAGGAGAGAGGAAGACGGUUGGUUCACAAGGGAGAGUGUAAGCAAGGCGGUGAGGUCUGUGAUGGUGGAUAAAGAAGGGUCAGUUGGGAAAGACGUGAGGGCUAACCAUUGCCGGUUGAAGGAGCUUCUCUUGAACAAGGAGAUGAAGUCCAGUUACGUGGACCAACUGUUGCAGAAGAUGAGGGAUUUGGUGGUAAUUAAUAAGGAAGUUAAGAAGAAUUAA